Molecule: messenger RNA, 6978 nt
Organism: Penicillium alfredii
Lineage: Eukaryota; Fungi; Ascomycota; Eurotiomycetes; Eurotiales; Aspergillaceae
Product: putative sensor histidine kinase/response regulator
Exons: 5
Coding region: 1-6978 (2325 amino acids)
Biological process (GO): phosphorelay signal transduction system; protein autophosphorylation
Molecular function (GO): protein binding; phosphorelay sensor kinase activity; ATP binding
Source: RefSeq, a predicted model, not a curated record
AUGGAGGAGAGCAAUCUUUUCAGCGAAGAUCUGCCGCUGCCACCCGCUCGGUUGUUCGAACGCCUAGGCCAGUUGCCCGGCUACACCUGGGAUCAGGCGGUUGAGCCAUUCCAUUCGACCUACAACCACUGGCAUCUCUCAGGGUUUCGCCAUGCGAUCGAUUCUGACCUCUCCACCCCUCUCGCAACCUCCUCGGGCCCAACCUCUUCCGGACCGUCAAGCCUAACUCGCAACUCGCCACGCACUGACAUUCGACCCGCUCGGCAUUUAACUCGAAGGACAAGCGUGAGUGAAACGAGCAGCGAGCUGUCGCUCUCUCGGGGCGAUCAGGAACAAAUAUGGAUGCCAGUCAUCGCCCGCAUUUCCACCAAUGUUGUACGGUUGGAGCGGGAAUUUCAUAUGUUGCGGUCGAUUGUGCAGUCGUCAGAUCCAGAUUGCAACCAUACCAUUCGACCUAUUGACUUGGUCCGCCUGCUGCCAGAUUCAGAGGAUGCGGGGACCCUCUUGGUUGCGAUCUUUGAGUCGCCGGGUCAUGACCAGUUACGAGACUUGGUCACGUUCGGCCCUGCCUCGUUUGCAGCCGGAGCCAAGAGCGAGGGCAAUAACAUGACCCCCGGUGAGCAAGUUCCUCUGCCGGCCUUCUUUGACUUUGCGAUUGGAGCCUGCGACUGCUUGGAGAUCCUGCAUUAUGGACUCAAAACUGUACACGGGGAAAUAAGAGGGGAUGCCUUUCACUUCUGCGCCGAGAGUGGCGCGGUGAAACUGGCCAAUAUUGGAAACGGUGCUCGGUCAUUUGACAACGUUCUGAGCGAGGGAUGGUCAUCUGUGUCGCGCGAGCUGGGGGCAAAGUACAAACUGCAGUUCAUCGCCCCAGAGCAGACCGGGAGAAUGCCCACGGAGCCGGAUAGUCGCACAGAUAUCUACGCUUUAGGCCUCUUCUUUUGGUCUAUGCUGGUAGGAAAACUGCCCUUUGAAGGGAGUGAUCCAGUGGAAGUCGUCCAAAACGUCCUGGGCAGGAAACUGACUCCAGUCUCCGCGAAAAGAAUGGAUAUUCCGGAUCCUCUUUCAGCGGUGGUCCAGAAAAUGACCCAAAAAGUUGUUCAUGACCGGUAUCACACCAUCUCAUCUGUGAAAAGAGACUUGUCGCAGAUUGCCCAACUACUUGGGGACGGUGAUAGCGACGCUCUCAAUAACUUCCAGAUUGCGCAGCGGGACAUAUCUUCGUUCUUUACGCUUCCCUCCCAAAUGUUCGGCCGGCAAAAGGAAUAUGACCAGAUUAUCAGUGUGGUCGAGAAAGUCCACAAACGCCAGGCAUCUGCCUUUGCCAAAGCGUUGGCCCAGAGCCCCAGUACAGCUCACGCUCUUGCCUCCACCUCGUCUAUCUCCGAUGGUCGGGUGGACAGCCUCGAGCUUGCCUCUGCUUCCAGUGAUUCCGGCUCUUUCCAUCUGCCUCCCAGGUCCGGCUCCAAUGCGACCAGCUAUCACCUCGGGCAUGCCAACACCCAGGACUCUGUUCAGAGUACCGAAACGGCAUUUUCCACUCCAAAGCAUGGGCCGUCUCAAGACAUUGCUGGCUCUGCUCCCACCGUCACGGCAUCGAGCAAAAUGAAAAGCCCAUCGCAUUCUCGUUCGUCUUACAACACGGAUCGAGAGAGCCAUCCCUCGGCGGGGGCCAAUUUGUACAGCCACUCAGAGUCAUCGAACCCGGUGGGAAAAGCGAAGGCGACAUUCAAGUCCCACCGCGCCGGGCGCACCGAAGUAAUCACAAUCAGUGGAGCAGCCGGGAUUGGGAAGACAGAUCUUCUCAAUCGGGUGCAACCAAGCAUCCGCAAAAUCGGAUACAUAGCCAUCACGCGCCUGGACAAAGCCAAACGGGUCCCAUUCGAACCUUUUGCUAAAAUUCUCGCCAGUCUUUUGCGCCAGAUUUUCUCCGAGAGGGAUGUGACGACCGAAUAUCAUGAUAGUGUGCGGCUGGCUUUGCGGCCCAUGUGGGCAACUCUACACAAAGUGUUAGAGCUCCCGGAACAAUUGAUGUCUCCUGGCUCGAAAUACAAGCCUCCUUCCCCGAAGAGCUCCGUUGCCCAGCAUCUCUUCAAACAGACCCCUGCUAGCAGCGAUCCCGCCAAGCGGCUCAAUCUCCCUUGGUUGGAUCAGGGUCAAACUUCAGUGGAGUUCUUUUUGUCGAAUGCCGCCUCGAAGAACAUGCGACUGAUGGAGACAUUCAUCGAGAUACUGAGAACCCUUUGCCAGUUCAGACUGAUCACCGUCUGCCUCGACGAUCUCGAAUAUGCCGACGAUGAAACUUUAGACUUGGUUCUGGAAAUCAUUCGAGCCAGGUUGCCCUGCGCGCUGGUACUCACAAGCCGCAAAGACGAGAUCGCCUCUGACAAUGUGAGGUCACUGUUCGAGGCAGAUAACUUCAUGAUCACGCGUAUUACGCUAGAGCCCCUAGGGGAGGAUGAUAUUAUGGAGUUUGUGGCGACGUCGAUGCAUCAAGAACCCAAUCCAACGCUCACCCCCCUCUCGGCUGUGAUUCAGGAGAAAAGUCACGGAAAUCCUUUCUAUGACUCGAAGUGGAUGUUUGACCUCGACCGGAUCUUUACCGAAUUUGUGGCUCCUGUCUAUGGUGAAGGCCUUGGACUUGGUUUUCUCACCAGACGUCUGCAGGAAAUCCCUCCCGCCGCUAGGGUGAUCAUGGUCUGGGGCGCACUACUGGGGAGCCCGUUUUCCUUCUCGUUGGUGCAGAAGCUUUUGACAAGUGAAUUCCUUUAUGCGCUCCGCGACGAGGACUUGAAAUCCACGCCAUCUGAUAUUACAUUGAGGCGGCAAUCGGAAGGCGAUAUUGUUGUUGGCUUGCAGUACCUGGUUCAGGCCAAUCUUUUGAACCCUGGCAAGACCGACGAUGAGUUCAAGUUUGGAAAUGAUCGACUGGCACAAGCCUCUCUUUCCUUGAGCGAGGGCCGGGAUGUGGAAAAGAUGCAUUUCAUUAUCUCGCAGGUAUUGAUGAAGUAUUACCACGACCACCGCAGUCGCUACUCAAUGGCUCAGCAUGUGGCACUGGCAUCAACCACUAUCAAGUCCCGCGUUAGCAAAAGGCUAGAAUACCGACAGAUUUUGUGGGAUGCUGGCCAGACAGCUGCCCAGUCCGGCGCCCGCCCAACUGCCCUCUGGUACUUCCGCCAUUGCAUCGCUCUGCUUCAGGAAAACCCGUGGGAUGACCGGCAAUCCGAUGUCUAUUACGAUGAAACCAUGCGGCUAUUUAUUGCGACAGCCGAAAUGUCCUGGUCUCAGGGACAGAGUGAACAUGCACUGAAAUGGAUUGAUGAGGUCUUUGCACACAGCAAAGACGCAGUCAGCAAGUCAAGAGCCUGGAUCGUCAAAGCAAAGAUAUUUGCUCAGAUCGGCGACCACCAUCGCUCGAUGGAAUCGUUAUUGACCUGCCUGGAUGAACUUGGGGUUCAUCUUCGUCAGCCAACCACCUUUGAGGAAUGCGAUGCGGCCUACCUCAAGCUCAAGUCAUACCUCGAAGCAGCCGAUUUGGGGUCUAUCGCUCAGAAGCCCAUCUGCAAAUACCCAAACAUCGUUACAAUCGGAGCGGUAAUGGCGGAGGCAAUGGCUGUCACAUACUGGGAUGAUGCAUUGACCUUCUAUCGGAUGGCUAUCGAGAUGAUGAACAUUCACAUCUUUAGAGGAGGAUUCACACAAAUCGCGAUAGGUUGUUCUCACCUUGCGAUGAUCGCCUUGGGCCGCUUCAAAGACCUUCAGUUUGGUACCAAGCUGAGCGACUUGUCUCUGUCGCUCUUGGAACACUGCCCUGAACUAUGGACCCAAAGUAGGGGCUCUAUUGUCCAUAAUUUCUACAUCAGCCACUUGCGUGUUCCUAUGGCGUCGACCUUGCCCGCGCUGGAGGCCUCGCUGGAGGCUUCUUUUUCAAUGGGUGACCCCUAUAUCACCCUGAUCAGCAUCUCUUCAAUGGCCAUGACUCGACUUUACUUAGGACAAGAUAUGAGCCAGUUGGAAUUAUUUUGCAGCGAGGCCCCUGAAGACAUCCCGUUCUGGACGAGAGAUACGCGCGGUGGUGCAAGUUUAAUCGCAGUCCGACAAGUUGCAAGGGCCCUCCAAGGCAAGACAGAUUUCCGAUUGCCCGAAGGCGUCAUGUCGGACGAGGAUCACAAGACAGAAGAAUACAUGGAAUUCUUGGAUGCCAAUUCCAGUAAUGCCGAUCGACCUCGAGACAUCUAUUGGGGACUCGCCAUGAUCCCUCUUUUCUUGUACGGCCACCAUACCAAAGCGAUCCAGGUUGGCACUCAAUUGCUGGAGACGACAUACAGACUCUGGUCCGUUCGCGUCUCCUACGCGAUCUACUUCUAUCUGGCAGUCUCGCUCCUUACGCUUCACAAUGACUAUCCUGCCCAGGGCUAUCUUGACGGCAAUUUGGAAAUAAUACUCCAGUACAAAGCGGAAAUAGACUUUGCUCGCAGCGCCUCCGACGCAAAUUAUGGCAUGUGGUCUUUACUGCUGGAGGCUCUUAUCUACGAGGUCCGAAAUGAUUACAGUGCCGCAAUUCAGGCAUUCGAGGCUGCAACUGAUCAUUGUCAGAUCCAUGGAUGGUUCCUUGAAGAAGCACUGGCGCUUGAGAUGCAGGGCGAGUUUUUGGUUAGACGUGGGGCAAAGAGGGCUGCUCGUGCGGUCAUGGAGGACGCCAUUGCCGCGUGGCAUUCUAUUGGCGCCAGUGGCAAAGCAGUGCAAAUUGCAGAGAAACAUGAAUGGUUGCUCAAGACAGCAACGUCAGCCAAAACAGUUGAUGUCGGCUGCCAGACUGUUGAUUCACUAUUGGAGAUUAGUCGCGAAACCGCGCAAGAAGAGAUUGUCAUUCCUCAACAGAUCGAGGAGAAUGAGAGGCGACAACACUGGAUUCAGCAGAACGCUGUCACCGCCGGGGAGCGUUCGAUGGACAUAUCCGGGGUCGGGCUAGAUAUCAUCGACUUGUCGAGCAUACUCGAAUCCAGCCAAGUUAUGUCGUCCGAGCUCCAAAUUGACAAGCUUUUCACGAAAAUGCUUGAGAUUAUUCUGGAAUCCUGCAAUGGCUCAGACUUUGCCGUUAUUGCUACGGACUUUGACGAGCAGGGUUUUGCCGUUGCCGCGGCGGGUGAUGCCGAAAAGGGUCAAAAGUCGUACACCGAUGGACUACCAUUCACAGAGAUGGAGGGUCGGAUGGCCCAGCAUAUCACGCACUAUGUCAUGCGUACCAAGGAGGAAGUUCUCGUCCACAACGUGCUUGAAGAUGAGCGUUUUUCCAACGCGAGCGAGGCCUAUCAGGCCAACUUCCCGCUGGGCCGGUCUGUAAUCGCACUUCCAGUGGUACAGGCAGACCAUCUCCUUGGAGUUAUCCACCUGGAAGGGAAGCCCAAUUGGUUCACACAACGCAAUGUGGUCGUGCUGCACCUACUUUGCAACCAGAUUGGUAUUUCGCUGUCCAACGCACUGCUCUUCCGUGAAAUCCGCAAGGUCAGUGCGAAGAAUGCUUCAAUGAUCGAAUCUCAACGUCGUGCACUCGCACAGGCGCGUGAGGCAGAGCAGAAAGCGAAGGUUGCCGAGGCAGAAGCCAAGCAUAAUGUCAAACUCAAAGAAGAUGCAGCAAGGGCCAAGUCAAUCUUCCUCGCCAACAUUUCCCACGACCUACGAACUCCGAUGAACGGCGUAAUUGGCCUUUCUGAACUCCUGAAAGGCACGCAGUUGGACAGAGAGCAGGACGAAUAUGUUGAAUCCAUUCGCGUAUGCGCAGACACCCUGCUCACUCUCAUCAACGACAUCCUGGAUUUCUCAAAGCUAGAAGCUGGGAAGAUGAAGAUCUCCACUGUCCCGCUCAACUUGAAGGAGACGAUCUCCGAAGUGAUUCGCGCACUUCGCUACACGCAUCGUGACCGCGGCCUGGAUACCAUUGAAGACUUGGAGCGCGUCCCGUCGGAGCUUGUUGUCCUCGGGGACCCAGUCCGUUUGCACCAGAUAUUCAUGAAUCUUCUCAGCAAUAGCUACAAGUUCACGCCCAAUGGCUCCAUCACAGUCAAGGCGAGGGUGGGGCGCGAAGGCAAAGGACGGGUUCGCCUGGAAUGCUCCGUAGCCGACACUGGGAUCGGGAUUCCAGAAGAGCAGAAAGCGCGUCUCUUCCGCCCCUUUUCCCAAGCCGAUCCGUCCACAGAACGGUCUUACGGUGGAAGUGGACUUGGAUUAAGCAUUUGCAAGGCCAUCAUUGAAGAUGUGCUUGGCGGUGCCAUUUGGCUGGACUCGGCCUCAGGGGUGGGGACCACAGUCACGUUUCACUUGGUCUUUAACAAAGCGCCCAAGAAGACGGCCGUCAAGACCCCAUGGUCGCAAGAUCUGAGCCAAGCAGAGAGCAAAGAGGCUCCUCGGCCCACGGCACGAGACCUCACCCAAAUCCCACGCGACCAGAUCCGAGUGUGCAUUGCGGAAGACAACCCGAUCAAUCAAAAGAUCGCGGUCAAAUUCGUGACUGGCCUCGGUCUCCAGUGUGAAGCAUAUAGCGAUGGGAAGCAAGCCGUGGAUGCUCUGCGCGCGAAAUCGAAAGAAGGCAACCCGUUCCAUGUCGUGCUGAUGGAUGUCAUGAUGCCCACCCUCGAUGGAUACAACGCGACCCGCGAACUCCGACGGGAUCCCGAUCCGAAUGUGAACGAGGUACUUGUCAUUGCCAUGACCGCGAGUGCCAUUGAAGGCGACCGCGAGAAAUGCCUCGAGGCCGGCAUGAAUAACUACCUUCCCAAACCAGUACGCUCGCCUAUCUUGAGCGAACUGCUGGACACGUACCUCGCCCCCGUGCCAUCGCAUCCCCGGACUCGCCUCGCAAUUCGCGAAAAGGGUUCGAGGGGUAGUUUGGGCCCUGACGCCGGUACCCCUACCAGUUUAUCGUCAUCAGGCUCGGAGAUCCGACGCUCGGAGACCCCGACAGGCGAGAAGAGAUGA